CCCUUCAGUUCUCGCUUGGUCGUUUCUGCUGCUCGACGAGGCUCUCUGAAUUCCCUCUACCAAAUGAGGGUCUUUCGUCGGGCAGGGCUUUUCCAACCAUGGCAGAUGUCCCUCAAGGUGGCAGAAUCGUGCCUAUAAUUGCCCCUCACCAGCAUGGUCCUCCUGAUGCAAGCUUCAUCAGCAAUCCUGAACACCACCAGGAGCAACCGGAACAGUUCCCACAACUGACCCAGUCCAGACGGUCGAGAUAUACACGCGUCAAAGCUGCGGAAACGGAAUGUCUAGAGCUUGAGUGUCUCAACGAGCUGGGGCUCUAUGCUCUUCCUACUGAGGGUGAUGGUAAUUGUCUCUAUUACGCGCUUUCGGACCAAUUGUACGGCGAUUUCACUCAUGCCGACCGAAUCCGCGUUCGUCUCGCAGACCACAUCUCUGCCAACCGAGAUUACUUCAUGAGCUUCAUAGCUGCUGUUGGUGGGGAGCGGAGAGCUCCUAGACGAGCUGCAGCUACUGCCGCCAAAUAUGCUUAUUGUUCCUCCUCUUCCGCUAGUCCGGCCCCUCCGCCGUCGAUCAAGGACAAAGAACGAAGCUUUGAUUCCAAGGUAGCAGAAUCAAGGAAAAACGGGGUGUGGGGAGGAGCAGAGGAAAUCCAGGCAUUUUGCCAGGCAUUUAAAAAGGAUGUCAACGUUUACACUAUGUAUGGGAUCCAGAAUUUCCGAGACGUGCACGCUCCAGGUGACGAGGAAAGAGAGACAGUGCACAUUGCAUUUCAUGAUUUCCACCACUACUCCUCCGUACGACAUACGCAAGGCCCCCACACCGGUUUACCAUGUAUCCCCAAGAUGGACCGAGUUCUCCCAGCCAAUCCCGCGUCUCCCGAAGCCACUAUAGUCAAUAUGGCUACACCAUGGAAAAUAUCUGCCAUUCAGGAAGGUCUUGGGGGGAAGUACGACCGCGGCACGAUCGUCGAGAUGCUCCAGCAAUGUCGAGGAAACAUAGAUAGCGCGUUUAUCAACCUUCUUGGGGACGAUAAUAAUAAUUCGCAAUCCUUCGAAUCUACUGCUUCCCGGGCAAUUAUGAAGUCGCGUUUCCAACCCUCAUCACGUUCCUCGUCGCCUUUCAGUACAGGAAGUAAACGCUCGGCGGACGACAGCGACGUGGAAGAUAACCCGCGCCCGCCUCCCCGACGUCCUCGAAUACGUGAACCGAAGAGACGGAUUCUUCCAGAUGUAACCGUUGGAAUCGCAUUCAGAGACGAUCAAAACGAUUUGGUCUCAUUACGACUUCGCGUCAGUCCCGACAAAGGGGCUCCUCCUGACUCUGAAGUUGAAACCGCUACGGAACGGCUAGAAAACAGCUCGUUCGAGUCAAGAGAAGAUAGCCCAGCGCUCUCGACAAGGGAUAGAAAGACCAGAACCAAGCAGGAUAUCGACUCUGGAGAAACCUCCAGCCAACAAAGCGAGUCAAGUACCACGGAACGAAAGCUACGGCGCAGUCAGCGUAUAUCUAGAACCCGCAAUACUUCUUAAAAGCCUCUUAAUUCGCUACCACACACCACUGCUCUGCCGAAAUCUUCCUCGUCCUCUUUUGGAUCCGAAAAAAAAAAAAAAAAAACGUCAGCUACACGAUAACCUUUCCGUUACAUCGAUAUCACAUGUCCUUGCUUUCAAAUUUAUUCCUGGAUUGCAUUAUAAGCGCGGUGGGCGGUUUCUCUUCUUCUCUUUUCUGUUUCACCAUUAUUUCGUUCUAGAGCGUUUCCGAUCAGCGACUCAGCGGUUGUUUUUUUUUGAAAUUUCUCCGAUAUCCAACAGCAUUUGGACCCGGUUUUGUGUCACAAGUUAUGUUCUUUCCUCCUCUCUACUACCACGCGACCACACGCGUAUGACUUUUCUACCUACCUACCUACCUACCUACCUUUCUAUUACUUGAUGAGGCGUUAAACAA
Aspergillus ochraceoroseus IBT 24754 is the source of this 1941-nucleotide messenger RNA. RefSeq names its product OTU domain-containing protein. The transcript is spliced from 3 exons. Gene Ontology annotation, molecular function: cysteine-type deubiquitinase activity. Gene Ontology annotation, biological process: protein deubiquitination. Lineage: Eukaryota; Fungi; Ascomycota; Eurotiomycetes; Eurotiales; Aspergillaceae. The record is from RefSeq and is a predicted model, not a curated record. Bases 99 to 1526 code for a protein of 475 amino acids.